GGCUCUUGCCCAUCAAGAGAUGGGCAGAGGACUAGACCAUGGCCCCGAUGUCACAGCGGACAUGGAAAAGGAAAUCAGGAGUGCAUUAGGCCCAGGGCCAGAAGAUGAGGUCUUGAGUUGUGCCUUCAAACUGCGAAUUACUCGAGGAGACAUGCAGACACUAAAGGAGACCCAGUGGCUCAACGAUGAAGUCAUCAAUUUUUACAUGAGUCUUCUCAUGGAGAGAAACCAAAAUGAAGGAUACCCAUCAGUUCACGCAUUUAAUACCUUCUUCUACACCAAAUUCAAGUGUGGGGGCUACAGGUCAGUCAAAAGAUGGACCCAGGCAGUAAACCUCUUCGUCAAGGAACUUAUUCUGGUGCCGAUUCACCUGGAUAUGCACUGGAGCCUUGUGGUAGUAGACCUAAGAAAGAAGCAUAUUGUCUACCUGGAUUCGAUGGGACAGAAAAGACCAGAUGUCCUCGAGAUGAUUUUCCAGUACCUGCAGGAUGAGAGCAAAGCCCGAAGGAAUAUUGAUCUGAACCCUUUGGAGUGGAGGCAAUAUAGCAUGCCAGCAGAGGAGAUUCCUCAGCAGCAGGAUGGGAACGAUUGUGGAAUGUUUACCUGUAAAUACGCAGAUUAUAUUUCCAGAGGCCAACCCCUCACCUUCUCUCAGCAGCACAUGCCUCUGUUCAGGAAGAAGAUGGUGUGGGAAAUCCUGCAUAAGCGCUUACUGUAG
This is a messenger RNA of Peromyscus eremicus (cactus mouse), 718 nucleotides long. Its product is annotated as sentrin-specific protease 2-like. Gene Ontology annotation, cellular component: nucleus. Gene Ontology annotation, molecular function: deSUMOylase activity. Gene Ontology annotation, biological process: protein desumoylation. The coding region runs from base 20 to 718 and encodes 232 amino acids. The transcript has a single exon. The record is from RefSeq and is a predicted model, not a curated record. Lineage: Eukaryota; Metazoa; Chordata; Mammalia; Rodentia; Cricetidae.